Molecule: messenger RNA, 1860 nt
Organism: Capronia coronata CBS 617.96
Lineage: Eukaryota; Fungi; Ascomycota; Eurotiomycetes; Chaetothyriales; Herpotrichiellaceae
Exons: 2
Coding region: 1-1860 (619 amino acids)
Molecular function (GO): NAD+ binding
Source: RefSeq, a predicted model, not a curated record
AUGGGUUUGCGAGAGGUGACCGCGAGCGAGGACCGACUCCUGCAAGAGAUCGCAGACAUCCUUGCAUCGUCGCACAAGAUCCUUCUCGUUACAGGUGCUGGAAUCAGCACGAGCUGCGGCAUCCCAGACUUCCGAUCUAAAGACGGACUUUACAACAUGAUUCCCGAACAGAACAUGCUUCCCUCACCUCCACCAUCUGAACCGUCAACACCGGCGACAAAACGCGUCAUGUCUUUCAACGAAGAGGACUUGUCGUCCUCGCAAUCGUCCACUUCUUCGAUCGCCAGCCGCCGAUCUUCAGCGAGUCCAUCCUCGAAAAUCAGAGGGCAGGACUUGUUUGACUCCAGGGUGUUCCAGAACGCAGCAUCUACAACAAUGUUCUAUCAGUUCAUUGCCUCGUUGCGACAAAAGAUCCGAGACGAGGUUCGAUCAACUAGUACUGUCCACAAGUUCGUCAGAGUUCUUCGUGAUGGUGGGAGGUUGAUGCGAUGUUAUACACAAAAUAUUGACGGGCUGGAGGGCAGGGAAGGUCUAGUCACGGACCUGGCCCGUGGCAAGGGCAACAAACGUCGCUUCAUGAAGAAACACGUCGAGGUCCCACGACCUGCGUAUAUACCAGGAACCGACUUCGAUGGAGGGUGUGAAGUGGUACAACUUCACGGUGACCUGGAAAAACUGCGCUGCACGAUGUGUGCCACGCAGUUUGAAUGGACUGACGAAGAAACCGACAUUUACCUGCAAGGAGCAGCACCUGGUUGUCCGAAGUGCAAAGCAAAAAGCGAGGAACGGCAGGCAAGUGGGAAACGAGGGUUGGCGACGGGAGCCUUGCGGCCCAAUAUCGUGUUGUACGGCGAAGAUCACCCUUUGAAUACACUGCUCACGCCGUUGAUCCCGUUUGAUGCCAAAUGUCAGCCAGAAGUCAUGGUCGUCAUGGGGACAUCGUUGAAAGUGUUCGGCCUACAGAAGAUUGUGCGAGAAUUUGCCAAAGCGGUUCAUGCGCGUAAGAAUGGCAAGGGUCGAGUCAUCUUUGUCAACCGUACUCGACCGGCAGAGAGCGUGUGGGAAGGGAUAAUCGAUGACUUUGUGGCCAUGGAUUGUGACGACUGGGUGGACGACCUCAAGACGCGACGGCCGGACUUGUGGCUUCGACAAGGCGACAUCGGAUUGACGGUUACAAAGUCUGCACAGCCCAAACGGAAACGGAAAUCAGGCGAGGAGGAUGAAGUCGCCAUGAAACGGCCCGUCAAGAAGGCCAAAGUCGUGGUCGAAAUCCCCGGCACCACUGUCUCGAACCUCCCCAAGAUUCUGACGACUCCUUCGAGAACAAAAGCCAACCUUGGCAGAUUCAAAUUACCUUCGAACUAUCCCACUCGGGGCAUUCUCUCACCUUUGGCGCAGGCAAGACGACCGCCAAUCUCGCCAUUGUCAAGUCCCGUGCGAAUGGAUGAUGAGAUUGUUGUGGCCAAUCCUAUUAGGCGCGGCACACCCAAAAGACCCAUGGUGUCACCGUUUACGCCAGGAGUUUUGUCAGGGAACAGGCUCAAGACAGAACUGUUCAGAUAUGAUGAAGAUAUAGAGGACGACCUUUGUGGAAGCAAAUCUAAUCUGGAAGCGCAUGAAGGGGAUCAAUCGACCGAAAGGAUGGAGAAUGCAUGGGAUCCUAAUCAAGAUCGAGAAGUCGCCCCUGCUGAGUCCGGUUUGAUGGGUCAAUUCCUGCGACAAGUGCGAGGCCGAGGAUGGUUCUCGCAUGCUUGGCUCAAUAACGAUGGAUCAGACGCACCGCCCAGCGACGAGAUGAUCCAGGUAGAGACGCCUUCGAGAGGACCAAGAGGCAGGAAGAUUGAUGUUUCCGCAGGGUGA